AUGGAUACGGCAGAUUUGCUACCGCUGCUAGAGCAGCUGGAUGACAACGUGGAUGAUCUGGAGGAUGCCUUGCAGCCGUUGCUGGGCAGUUCUCUGAACAAAAUGUCGAAGAACAUGCCCAUCUUGGACAAGGCCAAAGUCCACGUCCUGACAACCUAUGCCCUCGAAUCAUUAAUCUUCUCUUAUCUAAAACUUCGGGGAGUGGACGCAAAGCAGCACCCCGUUUUCCGGGAAAUCACGCGUGUGAGACAAUACUUCGAUAAGAUGAAGGCGCUGGAAACCGAACCUGAGCAGCGUACCAUGGUCCUCGACAAGGCUGCCGCAGGGCGUUUCAUCAAGCAUGGACUGGCUGGGAAUGACAAGAUCGAUUUGGAGCGAGCAGAACGCGAAGCCAGAGAGCGCGCGCGGGCUCAAAUCAAAGCCGCAAUGCUCGCCAAAAAGGCUGCUUCCACGCCAGUACAGGAUCCACCCGCUCAACCCGAGGGUGUCCCCAGCGCAGCUCCGUCUACUGCCCAGUCCAGUGCCGAAGCUGACGAUUCCGACGAAGAGAUGGAAGCCGAUGAAGCGGCUGAAGAGUUCAAAAAUGGCGAAGAGUUCAUUCAAUUCGAAACAGAGAAAAGGAAGAAUAAGUCAAAGAAAGACAAGACUUUUACCCGAAGCGAGAGUGGCAAGAAGCUUGGUCGCAAGGCUACCAAGGCGGAGCGCAGACAGGAAAAGAAAGAAAGACGGCGGAAGAAGGAAGGAUUCCGCAAGGCCAGGGUGGCCGAAUAG
Molecule: messenger RNA, 771 nt
Organism: Penicillium daleae
Lineage: Eukaryota; Fungi; Ascomycota; Eurotiomycetes; Eurotiales; Aspergillaceae
Product: Sas10/Utp3/C1D family protein
Exons: 3
Coding region: 1-771 (256 amino acids)
Biological process (GO): maturation of 5.8S rRNA; regulation of gene expression
Cellular component (GO): exosome (RNase complex); nucleolus
Molecular function (GO): DNA binding; RNA binding
Source: RefSeq, a predicted model, not a curated record